Messenger RNA from Penicillium canescens, 1311 nucleotides. Its product is annotated as mitochondrial 37S ribosomal protein uS4m. Gene Ontology annotation, biological process: positive regulation of translational fidelity. Gene Ontology annotation, molecular function: rRNA binding; structural constituent of ribosome. Lineage: Eukaryota; Fungi; Ascomycota; Eurotiomycetes; Eurotiales; Aspergillaceae. Gene Ontology annotation, cellular component: mitochondrial small ribosomal subunit. Bases 1 to 1311 code for a protein of 436 amino acids. The record is from RefSeq and is a predicted model, not a curated record. The transcript has 3 exons.
AUGAGGAACAGGGCUAGCAACACUUUGUCGAAAGGCAAAAUCCGUCAAUCAUGGAGCAAGUACAACUUGUAUAACAUGUCGCGGUUCCGCAGCCCUGCCACCAUGAACCGAACAUUCUUCCAGCAGAAAUGGUCUGCCAAGGCAGUGUCUCGUGCCUAUCAUGGAGAGCAAGUCCGCGAGGGUCAAUGGAAGCGCAUGUUCUCCCGCCGCAUCAAGAGCGUCAUCCCCAUGAACACCGCCGAUUUGGCCGCCGAUGAUGGAUCACUGGUCUCCGCUGGUCGUGGCUCGGGUCUGAGCAAGGAAGAAAAGCCGAAAUAUCCCACCCGCCAAACACCUUACACCAAUAUGACUUUCGCACCCCUGGAGCGUCGGUUGGACGUUGCUAUCUUCCGAGCUAUGUUCGCCAGCAGUGCGAGACAGGCAAGACAGUUUGUCAUCCACGGAGCCGUCACUGUCAAUGGACAGAAGAUGAGACACCCCAGCUACCUCCUCAACCCCGGUGACCUAUUCCAGGUCGAGCCAGACCGUGUCAUGUUUGCUACUGGCGCUCCCAAAAAUAAGUUUGAGCGUCGCGAGAGCCGAUUGGCCCAAAAGCCAGCGGAGGAAGCGGAGGAAGCCAACGAGGCGGAACAGGCUGAGGUCGAAGAGCCAGAAGUGAAGAGCCCCAAGGAGACUCUCAAGGCGCUGAUGGCCCAGGCCAAGUCAGUCAUGUCGAACGAUAAAGAUACUCUCCCCGCCAAGCGCAAACAGGAGCUCCGCGGCUUCCAAAAGGCGGUCCGCCGUGUGCUGUCCCGCUCCGGCUCCGAAUCCAGUAACAUCCUCACGCAAAGCCUGGAGGUGCAAUUUUCCCAUUUGACAGAGCUCCUCAAGGCCAAGCGUGAGACAAAGGCUCCAAAGCAAGAUAACAAGCCUGCCAAGCGCCAAUCAGAAGAUGAUUCUCUCGCCUUUGACGCCGACGAGCCCGCUGCCAGUGACAAGCUUUCGGCCGCUUUCGAGCAGGCAACCCUCGGCAACGACAUCAAUGCCUCUGAGCUGUCAGACGAGGAGUUCGACACUCUCAAGCGCGCUCUCACCCAGAUGCGCGACAACCCUAUCGACCACACCAAACCCUAUGCUACCCCCUGGCAGCCGCGUGACUACAUGUCCGCUUUUGCCUUCAUCCCGCGCUACCUCGAGGUCAACCAGAACAUCUGUGCCGCAGUGUACCUGCGCCAUCCCGUGGCCCGCCCAGGCUCCGCUGAGGUGCCCACUCCCUUCGGCGAAUCAAUCGCCACUCCGGCUUAUGGUUGGUACCUGAGAAGACGUUGGUAG